AGGCUCUACUUGGGAGCACGGAACUGAGUCUGAGCUCCAGUCCGACUCUGAGAGGCUGGGAAGGACCUGGCGCCCUCUGCAGGCGUCUGGGGUGGCUCGCACGGUUCUGCAGCAGGCUGGGAAAAGUCCGAGGGGGGUCCGCCCCUCCUCAUCUGGACUAGACUUCCUUGGCGGCUGUGACUGCAAGCUUCCCAGCCUGGCCUCCCUCCCUUGGCCCCGCCCUUCAGACCCUGCCCCCUCCCCGGCCUCGGCCCCGCCUCCGUCACCCCAGGGGGCUGGAGACGCUUCUCCUGCGUGCGGGCGGCCCUUGCGAGAGGCACAGGCUCGAAGCACCAACUUUACCUCUCUCAUCCUGGUUUGCCCUGCUGGGGAAAGGUCGGAUCCACUGGCCAGACCCUGACAGUCUUCCUGAGCACUGGAGGCUUCAGACGCGCCUUUCUCCACCCCAGGCCUACAGCAUGCAGUCCCAGGAGAGCGGUGUUCACUACAGCAGGUGGGACAGCAGCAGCCGGGAUGAAGUCAGCAUGACCAUGUCCAGCUCAGAAGAGGCCUCAUGCUAUAGGAGGAUCUCCCAGAAGCUGUGCUCAGGCAAGCUGGGGAUAGCCAUGAAGGUGCUGGGUGGAGUGGCCCUCUUCUGGAUCAUCUUCAUCUUGGGUUACAUCACUGGCUACUAUGUGCACAAGUGCAAAUAAAUGCUGCCCCACUCCUGGCCCUGGGGAUUCCCUCCCA
Molecule: messenger RNA, 729 nt
Organism: Mus pahari (shrew mouse)
Lineage: Eukaryota; Metazoa; Chordata; Mammalia; Rodentia; Muridae
Gene: Smim1
Product: small integral membrane protein 1 (Vel blood group)
Exons: 4
Coding region: 459-692 (77 amino acids)
Source: RefSeq, a predicted model, not a curated record